Otolemur garnettii (small-eared galago) is the source of this 375-nucleotide messenger RNA. It is a transcript of the gene CT83, whose product is annotated as cancer/testis antigen 83. The record is from RefSeq and is a predicted model, not a curated record. Bases 1 to 375 code for a protein of 124 amino acids. The transcript is spliced from 2 exons. Lineage: Eukaryota; Metazoa; Chordata; Mammalia; Primates; Galagidae.
AUGGGCAUCUUUCUGGUUCUAGCAAGCUGUAUGAUGUUCGCCUUUAUGGUUGUCAUCUGGAAAAUUCGGUUUCGGAGAAAGACUGUAUCAUCAAAUUCAACUUCUCUUGAAGUAGUAAGCAACUCUUCUACUGAGUCACCUAAGACCAGUAUUGAUGGGAGUUUUUCAGUCAAUGACCUCUCUCGGGAUAUCUUAAAUAAUUUCCCACAUUCAAUUGCGAUGCAGAAGCGAAUACUGGUAAAUCUCAGGAUCGUGGAAUACAAGCUGGCUGAACUGGAACACUUUCUAGUUAUUAAGGGUUUAAAUGGUGCAUUAGUUAACCGGAAAUCCACUGAAAAACUUACAAAAUGUAAGGACAGUGGAGAAAAUCAAUAA